CGUGAAACACAUUUUGUCGUGCUUUACAGUUUACUCUACAUACCCCUCUCUUCCUCAAACCUCACCUCUUUAUUUCGAAAGUCUUGCCACCACCACACUCUACUGGUGAAAGCUCUAACUAGCGCCGAGCACAACAAUGGCGCUACUUGCUAGCCCUUUCCUCCUCUCUCCUUCAACCAUUCGCAGAUUCAACCCUCUGAUUUACUCUCAUCGUCGCUUUGUCAACAAAGUCUCCUCUGUUCAAUUAUCUAAUUUCAAGCGUCGGCUUUUCUCCGUUUCAGCUUCGCAGAAUGACGUGUUUACCUCGCCGGAUGUUGCGAAAACGUUUGAUUUUGAAUGGGAGGAGCGCAUUUACAAUUGGUGGGAAUCUCAGGGUUACUUCAAACCAAAUUUGGAUCAAGGAGGUGAUCCUUUUGUUAUCUCGAUGCCUCCCCCUAAUGUCACUGGAUCAUUGCAUAUGGGGCAUGCAAUGUUCGUAACUCUUGAGGAUAUUAUGGUCAGAUAUCACCGCAUGAAGGGAAGACCUACAGUUUGGAUUCCUGGUACUGAUCAUGCAGGCAUAGCUACUCAGUUGGUUGUGGAGAGAAUGCUUGCUUCAGAGGGAAUAAAGAGAGCUGAUAUAGGCCGAGACGAGUUUGUUAAUCAUAUUUGGAAGUGGAAAGAGAAGUAUGGUGGAACCAUUACAAAUCAAAUCAAGAGGCUUGGGGCUUCUUGCGAUUGGACUCGAGAGCAUUUUACUCUUGAUGAGCGGCUAAGUCGAGCUGUGAUAGAAGCCUUUGUAAGGCUCCAUGAGAAAGGCCUAAUAUACCAAGGUUCAUACAUGGUAAAUUGGUCUCCUAAUCUUCAGACAGCUGUUUCAGACUUGGAAGUUGAAUAUUCUGAAGAACCGGGUGCUCUCUAUCAUAUUAAAUAUCGCGUGGCUGGAGGCUCAAGGGAGGACUAUCUGACAAUUGCAACGACAAGGCCAGAGACCUUAUUUGGAGACACUGCUAUUGCCGUGAAUCCCGAGGAUGAACGGUAUGCAAAAUAUGUAGGCUGUCAGGCAAUCGUCCCGAUGACAUAUGGUCGUCAUAUCCCAAUAAUUGCAGAUAAGUAUGUUGAUAGAGAAUUCGGGACUGGUGUCCUGAAGAUAAGCCCAGGGCAUGAUCAUAAUGACUAUCUACUAGCUAGAAAGAUUGGUCUCCCCAUACUUAAUAUUAUGAAUAAGGAUGGAACAUUGAACGAAGUUGCUGGACUUUAUUGUGGACUUGACCGUUUUGAGGCCAGGGAAAAACUUUGGAAAGAUCUUACCGAGACAGGCUUAGCUGUCAAAAAACAACCCCACACUUUGCGAGUUCCUAGGUCACAGCGAGGUGGAGAAAUAAUUGAGCCACUUGUUAGCAAGCAGUGGUUUGUAACUAUGGAGGCCUUGGCAGAGAAAGCCCUUCAUGCUGUUGAGAAAGGAGACCUAACCAUCAUUCCUGAUAGGUUUGAGAAGAUCUAUAACCACUGGCUAACAAAUAUCAAGGAUUGGUGUAUAAGCAGACAAUUGUGGUGGGGACACCGCAUACCAGUUUGGUAUAUCGUGGGAAGAGAUUGUGAAGAAGAAUAUAUAGUUGCCAGGAGUCAAGAAGAAGCACUUCAUAAGGCUCAACAGAAAUAUGGAAAAGAUGCAGAAAUCUAUCAGGACCCAGAUGUUCUUGAUACUUGGUUUUCCAGCGCUUUAUGGCCCUUCAGCACACUGGGAUGGCCUGACGUGUCACAGGAGGAAUAUAAAAUGUUCUAUCCGACAACAAUGCUUGAAACAGGGCAUGACAUAUUGUUCUUUUGGGUGGCGAGAAUGGUUAUGAUGGGAAUAGAGUUUACAGGAAACGUACCUUUUCGUUAUGUAUACUUGCAUGGCCUCAUUCGAGACUCUCAAGGAAGAAAGAUGUCUAAAACAUUGGGUAAUGUAAUCGAUCCCGUUGACACAAUCAAGGAUUUCGGAACUGAUGCUUUACGAUUUACUCUUGCACUAGGAACUGCUGGUCAGGACCUCAAUUUAUCAACUGAAAGAUUGACUGCAAAUAAGGCUUUUACUAAUAAACUGUGGAAUGCUGGGAAGUUUGUGCUACAGAAUCUGCCUAACCAAAAUGAUCCUUUAGCAUGGGAAACUUUGCGCAAAUAUGAGUUCGAUAAAGAAGAGUCAGUGCUCAGUUUGCGAUUACCCGAGUGUUGGGUGGUGUCAAAACUUCAUUUGCUGAUUGACCUAGUUACCACAAGUUACGACAAGUUUUACUUUGGAGAUGUUGCAAGAGAAACUUAUGAUUUCUUCUGGGGAGAUUUUGCUGAUUGGUACAUUGAAGCUAGUAAGGCUCGCCUCUACCAGUCUGAAGAUAACUCUGUAACCACUGCAGCACAAGCAGUGCUUCUGUAUGUCUUUGAGAACAUUUUGAAAAUACUGCAUCCAUUCAUGCCGUUUGUUACUGAGGCUCUUUGGCAGGCAAUCCCCAACCAGAAAGAGCCUCUGAUUGUAUCUUCAUGGCCAAAAACUUCACUUCCAUCAUAUUCAAAUGCGGUAAAAAGAUUUGAGAAUUUUCAAGCUUUGACUAGGGCUAUUCGUAAUGUCCGAGCUGAGUACUCGGUUGAGCCAGUGAAACGGAUAUCUGCAACUAUAGUUGCAAACCCCGAUGUUCUUCAGUAUAUGUCUGAAGAGAAAGAAGUUCUAGCUCUCCUAUCCAAGCUAGACCUGCAAGUCUUGAGCUUUGCAGAAUCACUUCCAGAAGAUGCAAACCAAUCAGUUCACCUAGUUGCCAGUGAAGGUUUGGAAGCAUAUCUACCUCUUGCCGAUAUGGUAGAUAUAUCUGCUGAAUUGCCGCGGCUUCACAAGCGUCUUCUUAAGAUGGAUGGGGAGUAUAAAGGGAUUAAAGCACGCCUUGGUUCACCAAAGUUUCUAGAGAAAGCGCCAGAAGAAAUCGUUAGGGCAGCUCAAGAAAAGGCCGACGAAAUGGAAGAGAAGAUAAAUUUGACACAAAAGCGUAUAGCUUUUCUUGAAUCAACAGCUUUGGUGACAAAAACAGCUUAGUUGAAAACGUUUUAGCUGUCAGAAGAAAAGAUGUAGAUGUUCAGGAGAUUUUGGACAUGUCACCUGUGAUAGCUAGGUACCAUUCAAGGCUUAAUAUGGUGAUUCAAAGCAACGCUAUCAUGCAAUUUUGACUCUUGUAAAUUCUUGUAUAGAGGUUGUUAAACAUAAAUCUUGAUUUUUAUUUUUUUAAUUGUACUUUUUUUUUAAGGUAAAAAUUACUUCAUUAAUAAAAUAGUCAUACGACAUCUACAAGAAAUCAAAACAAACAAAUGCAAAACAAUUUGGAUCAAACGAAAUUUUAAUCAAAACUCUA
Molecule: messenger RNA, 3356 nt
Organism: Spinacia oleracea (spinach)
Lineage: Eukaryota; Viridiplantae; Streptophyta; Magnoliopsida; Caryophyllales; Amaranthaceae
Product: valine--tRNA ligase, chloroplastic/mitochondrial 2
Exons: 28
Coding region: 137-3043 (968 amino acids)
Biological process (GO): valyl-tRNA aminoacylation
Cellular component (GO): cytosol; cytoplasm
Molecular function (GO): valine-tRNA ligase activity; ATP binding; aminoacyl-tRNA deacylase activity
Source: RefSeq, a predicted model, not a curated record